Pundamilia nyererei is the source of this 6687-nucleotide messenger RNA. RefSeq names its product semaphorin-6D-like. The coding region runs from base 1 to 3510 and encodes 1169 amino acids. The transcript has 20 exons. The record is from RefSeq and is a predicted model, not a curated record. Gene Ontology annotation, molecular function: semaphorin receptor binding; chemorepellent activity. Gene Ontology annotation, cellular component: plasma membrane. Lineage: Eukaryota; Metazoa; Chordata; Actinopteri; Cichliformes; Cichlidae. Gene Ontology annotation, biological process: positive regulation of cell migration; axon guidance; neural crest cell migration.
AUGGCGACGCGCUCGCUCCUCGGGGAGCAGUUUGUGGGCAUGCUCAGACUCCUCCACGUUCUACCGCCUGUCUCCUCCUCACACCUUGUAAUGGAGACGAGGAAGGUGUUGGCACCAGCGGCCUCCAUCAUGUUUCUGAGGAGGAGGAGGAGGAAGAAAAGCGUUUGUGAGCAUGCUCUCCACACACACACACACACACACACACACACACACACACACACACACACACAUUUAUGUUUUUGUGCGUUUACAGAGUCGUUUCAGUACCCGGGGUUUCAGGGUUUGCUUCAGGACAACGACACGCUGAGGCUGGGCCUGGACUUCCAGAGGAUGCUACGGAUCAACCACGUGCUGUACAUCGCAGCGAGGGAUCACGUGUUCGCAGUCAACCUGACGACGGCUUCAGGGGAGGUCGUCCCACAGCUGAAGCUGACGUGGAAGUCCAACGACGUCAGCAAGUGCACGGUCAGAGGGAAGAACAGCGACGAGUGCUACAACUACGUGAAGGUGUUGGUGCCUCGAAACGACGAGACGCUGUUUGCCUGCGGGACCAACGCUUUCAACCCGACGUGCCGAAACUACAAGAUGACCUCGCUGGAGCAGGUCGGGGAGGAGCUGGUGGGUCAGGCUCGCUGUCCCUUCGAGUCCGGUCAGUCCAACGUGGGACUGUUCGCUGGUGGAGACUUCUACUCGGCCACCAUGACGGACUUCCUGGCCAGCGACGCCGUCAUCUACAGGAGCCUGGGCGAGGGCCGCCCCGUCCUCAGGACCGUCAAAUACGACUCCAAGUGGCUGCGAGAGCCGCACUUCCUGCACGCCAUCGACUACGGGAACUACGUCUACUUCUUCCUGAGCGAGAUUGCAGUGGAGUACACCACGCUGGGCAAGGUGGUGUUCUCUCGGGUGGCCCGGGUCUGUAAGAACGAUAACGGGGGAUCUCCCAGAGUCCUGGAGCGAUACUGGACGUCCUUCCUGAAGGCUCGGCUCAACUGCUCGGUGCCCGGAGACUCCUUCUUCUACUUCGACGUGCUCCAGUCGCUCACCAACGUGCUGCAGAUCAACCAGAGACCCGCCGUGGUCGGCGUCUUCACCACUCAGGCCAACAGUAUCCCCGGCUCGGCCGUCUGUGCCUUCUACAUGGACGAUAUCGAGAAGGUGUUCAACGGGAAGUUCAAAGAGCAGAGGACCAGCGACUCCUCCUGGACUCCCGUACCCGACGAGCAAGUCCCCAGACCGAGGCCCGGUACGUGUGCAGGCGACGGCUCGGCUUCAGAAUACAAAUCGUCUGUUCAGUUCCCGGACGACACGCUGACCUUCAUCAAGUCGUAUCCUCUGAUGGACGAAGCUGUUCCCUCCGUCAACGACCGGCCCUGCUUCACCAGGACGUCCAGCAGGUCUAAGUUGACCCAGAUUGUGGUGGAUGUCUCUGCCGGGCCUUUCAAGGACCGGACGGUGAUGUUCCUGGGCUCAGACGAUGGGCGGGUCUUGAAGGUUUUGGCCAGCACCCAUCCAAAUGACAGCUUUGGAUCCAAACUGCUGGAGGACAUCGACGUCUACAACCCGUCCAAGUGCAACGUUCAGGGUCAGGAGGACAGGAGGGUUCUGGGCCUGGAGCUCGAUAAGGACCAUCACGCCUUGUUUGUGGCUUUCAGCAGCUGUGUGAUCAGAGUGCCGCUCGGCCGCUGCGCCCAACAUGGAGCCUGCAAAAAAGCCUGCCUGGCCUCUCGUGACCCAUACUGUAUCUGGCUUCGGACUGGGAGCUGCGCCAACGUUGCGCCGGGUUUCAAGGCGGGGUUUGAGCAGGAUAUCGAGGGCGACCACUCGUUUCAUCCGGACAGCUGCCGCGCUGACGUGUUGGCUACGACACGGAACCAGGAGUCCACCGCCGACUCCGCCUACGGCGUGCGGCGCCCUCCGGACAUGGACCAGCGGGCCGGUGCUAACGUGCAUUACACGCUGCUGAUCGCCUGCGUGCUGGUGGCCUUCUUCCUGGGCGCCAUCUUGUCGGGUUUCCUGGUGUCAUGCUACUGCGGCGGCAGCGCCGCCCACCGGGCUCGGAGGCUGGGGAAGGACCCGGAGGCGUCGCUGCCUCACGCCCUGUCGCUGCGAUCCCUCGCCAAGCUCAACGGGCUGCUGGACGGACAGCCCAAGGAGGACAAACUGGACGUGUCCACCCCGAAGAUGUACAGCUCCUUCAUCCCCAACGGCCGGGCCGAGCAUCACCUCCACAGCCCCGUGCACCAGGGCCUCCCGCUGGGCGACCCCGAGCUCAGCCUGUCCCAGUCUCUGUCACAGGGGGAUGGCGAGCUCUCCGGCCUGCCCACGCCCGACUCCACCCCGGAGCUUCCCAUCAAGAACAUGAAGGCGCUGCGACACCAUCAGUACGAGAAGAACCAGAACUGCAACAACGCCAGAGACAAGCCCAGCUGCUCCGCCUCCAGUCUGGGAUUCAUGGCCGUCGUCGGGAACUCCUUAAACCAGCAGGUGUUUCCCUUCCCUCAUCACCAUGGCAACAGUUUAAGCAAUGGGACGCCCCACGGGGUCGGCGCCUCUUCGACCUCUCUGCACCUCCCAGAGGAGAGAAAGAUCUCCAAUGAUGAGCGGGCGGCGGUGGCGGCGGUGGGAGGGGGAGGAGUCCCGCAUCACCACCACUCCCAGCAGUCCCUCCCCCAGACGGUGGUGGACGUGUCGGCGCUGGACGAGCUGCUCAAACACAUCCACGAGGUCAGCGCGUCGGGAACCGGCGGCAUCAAGGUCCUGACCUCCACCUCCUCUUCCUCGCUGUUCCCCGGGUCGUCCGGCUCCACCGCAGGGCACCAUCACAGCCACCAUCACCACCACGCACAGACGCGCACGCACCACUACAACCACGGCCAUCACCAUAGCAACCACCACCACAACAACAACAGCGGUCACCAGCAACAGAAUGAGGCCGCGUCCUACCCCAGCACCUCCGCGCUGCCGAGCGACGGCCUCCCCAAACGCAUCGACCCUCCUCCUCAGAACACUACCUCCUCCUCAUCUUCAUCCUCCUCAUCCUCAAACAACCCCACCUCCUCCACCUCCAUCCCCUCAUCCUCCUCCUCCUCGUCCUCCACUCAGCUCCAGCAGCAAGUGAUUCCAGAACGACCUGGAGGCGGCGGCGUCUCCGUGACGCGCCACCACUCUCAGCGUCACUCCCUCAUCAGGAUGGGCAGCGGGAGUGGCGCCGUGCCCCGCCACCACAGCUUCAACCAGCGAGGGCCGCAGCAUGCUCACUUUCUCGCCAGGAUGAACACUAACAACAGCAGCAACAACAGCGGUGGCCCCGCCCCCGCCAAUAGCAAGCAGCCGUCGGUGGCCAGCGCCUGCCUCACACGGCAACACAGCUACAGCGAGGGGCCGCACGCCCAGCGGGCUGCCGUCGUCCGGAGAACGGCGUCGCUCAAACCCCAGAUCCCUCCUAAACCGCUCUUCCUGCCAAACACAGCCACGUCACUGGGCGCAGAGGCGGGAAAGUACAACUACUGAGGCUGCCGGGCACCGCGCCGACAUGGCCACUGCUGUCCUUAGACGCCUGCCGGGCUGGUGACAGAGGAUGAGAGGAGAGCGCCGAUGGGCUGGAGACACAAAAGAGACCCAGAGCUUUUUGUCCCCAUCGCUCCUCGUUACCACCCCUCAGCCGUGCUUGCUGCCCCGCCGCUGAGAGAACGCCGUCUGUCGCCACUCGAGCAUCUCUGGCUCAUUGAAAGGGGCGGGGCUCGAAACCAGCACGAACUACUAAACAUUCCAAAGGCGGCUCGAGGUGGCCACAGAAUUCCAGAUUAAUGCAGUUUUCUUCGGAGCACUUUGAUGCGACAUCCUGUCGUCGGGCCCGGAUUUCAUUCGCCAGGAUCGUCAGCAAACCUGAACCCCACAGCAGGGGCGGCUCCCGUCCCCGUGGGGGGCGCAGACUUGUGUUUUCAGCAGCACUCUGAGGACAGACCACCUCGGUCUUUUAUACCAUAUUGGUAUCUGCAGGUCGCCCAGCAGGUGUGAUAACCGUCUCCACAUCACUACAACGACCCUGUUGCAUUAACGCCUGCUGAGCGUCACACCCAGACCCCCGCGGGUCGUUUCAGGCCCUGCGCUCGUCUGAAGGGGGCGUGUUUUCUCUUCAACAGCUGAGCGCACACUGUGGAAACUUUAACAAAGUUUGCUCUUAGAUUGGUGUUUCACCCAAAUUACUGCCACACUCAUGCUCCCACUGACCUCCCAGGGUGUCUGGCGCCCACGAGGGCGGAGCAGAGGCAGACUCGUCACCUCAGCUAUGCUCUGUAAUCCCGCCCAAGGCUGGUGAUGCGUUCAGGUACCUGUUAAACCUUUGAAAUGUGAAAAUGUGUGCAGGCAUGAAACAGCCCAGAGUCUGGGAGAGGGGGCGUGGCCUGUUGUCUGCCGUGGCGGAGACAUUUCAGUCUGACUUCAGUCUCACUCUGCACCUUCAUUAAAAACUACAUUUCCCAGCAGGCAGUGGGAACGUGAGGAUUCUGUUGGUGGUAAUUUGGGUGAAGGUUUGCUUUGCUUCGGUCUGUGGGAGGGUUUCCUCCCAGCUGAAGAACAGUGGAUCAGCUGCUUUGUCUUUACCUCGGUGUUUGUUAGCGGCUCUGCCGGGUUCUGUUUCCGCCCCCGGGCUCAGGCAACACAGGUGAGACCGCAGAGCGGACCCUGCAGACCAGCGGGUGACGUGACGCCGGCUCUCCGUGUUGCCUCAGCGUGGAUGCACCUGGACGCACUUUCAGGUCUGUUAGCAUCAUUGUCCACAGACGGAUUCAGUUCCUGACUUGGGCGCUGAACACCUGAACACCUGCUUCAUGUCACAAACCCUAAAGCUGCAGCUCUUUUAACUACACUGAGGCACAAACACUCAGAGCGCCACCAGUGAGCCGCACGGGCAGCGCCGCUAAACGAAGCAAUAAAUGUAAAAGAGAUGAUUCAGGACCUCUGCGCCUGCUCGUUCAGACCAUAAAACAUGAAGAGUUUCAGAUACAAACACCAGUCACAUGUCCAAAAACAGCUGGCAUCAACUUUCAGAUCCAGUCAUUCGAGCUUUGGCGUGGCGCUGCUACUACUUUAUCUCAUUUAUGCCCAAAUAGUUUGAGGGUUUCUGGCCCGCCUGGCUGUUUAGGGACAGCGCCGGGGUACACCAGGCAGUCGUACUAACCAGCACAAGUUUGAGACGUAGGCUUGAAUGCAGAACACGCGGCUGUGAUGUGUAGUCGUCUGAGCGAACUGACUGUCGCGUCCUGCAGACGUGACUUCUCCCGCGGUCCACAGCGGAGGACGAGCUCUGCACCAACACGAUGCAACACGCAGCCGAGAGCGAGCCGCGGUGCGUGAUGCGUUUGUUGAGGUUAAAUAAAAGAGGCCAAAGCGCGAUGGUUGCUGCUCACUGUACAGGGAUUCAUGCCACAGCGUUUGAGGCGCUUACAUCAUCCUCUUUCAUCUCGCCUGAUUCAAACAGUUUGAAAUACUGUAGUCACCGCAGAUUACAGCUGCUGUGGUCACUGAAGGAGGCUGCCGCAGGACUCGGAGGCUAAAUUUACCGCCAACCCCACCCUCUGCUCUCAGCAGGGGAUUCUGCAGAAAAAGAAACGGCGUUUAAAAACGAGCCGAACGGGAAGGUUCGGGCGUUUGUGGCAUCACUGCAGACGCACCUCUGUGAACACCGACCCGUUAGACACCGAGCGUUUCUCCAGGCGCUGCUUUGGAGAGGAUAUCUGAGAGGUGUCAUCCAGCCGUGACAGCUAACGUACACGUCAGGAAAAGGAUGACGAACAAGGUUCAGUCAAACACUCAGACUGUCCUUAAACGCACCAACAUGGAGAGUUUUCAGGUCUGGAUUGUUAAAAAUAAUACAAAAUAGAAUAGAACUGUCCUUCCUCAUGGCUCUGUGCCGACAGAGCAAACCUGUCGAUACGCAUUAUUAUUAUUAAUAAACAAUAAGUUGAAUUCAUUGAGAUGUCAGCUGAAUAUCUUAAACAGAGCGACGGCUGUUUGAACCACAGACACGCCUGAACGCGUCGCCUCGGAAACUAAAACAACUUUUUUGCCUUUCGCAUUCGUCCAAUCGGUGGAAAAGGUAAAACACUGAUUAGUGGAAAACAGGGAGGGCUGCGUAUAAACACCAAAGUGUCACAUCGAGCUUUUUGUAUUUGAAUCUUCCUUCAGAUGAAAAUGCUGCUUUAAUGUUUUGCUCAGAGUUCUGGUUCUGGUUCAGUUGGUAACAAAUCCGUGGUCCUGCUAACGUGCCGUAGAUAAUUGGCUGAACGCUCCUUUAGACCUGCGGCGAGCCGCUCCAACCUUCACACAGCACAAACACCACCUCAGAGUCUGUGAGCAGUGCUGAACUCUUCAAUCUUCAAAGGUCCUUUAUGAAUGUUUCCACUGGGUGCUGCUAGGGGGCGCCGCAGAGCAUAAAGACUUUGGCGUAUUUUAUAAAGGUUUUGUAUGAGAUGCACUUGUAACCUUGAAAAUGAUUUUGUUUAUUCGUUUCGUGGUUCUCGUCCUCUGAAGUGCUGAGAGGAGCAGAGACGCUGUGGACUCACAGCGCCACCCGGUGGGCUACGCUGAAAUGACAAUGUAAUAAUGUCACACACUAUUAUGUUUACCUUACUGCUAUUAAUUAACAAUGUGGAUGACGGUGUAAAUAAAGGCUACUGUGGAAUAGUA